ACUCACCAACUCAUUCAUUUGAACGUGAGAAUCUCAAUCGAAACGAUUGGAGCUAAAUAAUCCAAAUAUUGAUUUUUAAACACAGUUUUAUUUAUAUUGUCCUGUUCUUGGCAAAUCAGUAUAUAAUGAGUAGCAACUAUUAUUUCGCUAUUGUUGGUCACAGUGAUAAUCCCAUUUUUGAAAUGGAAUUCGUGAAUGCUAAUAAGGAGGUCAAGAAAGAGGACCAUAGACAUCUGAAUCAGUUCAUAGCCCAUGCUGCAUUGGAUUUGAUUGACGAGCACAAAUGGAAAACAAACAAUACAUAUUUGAAAUCGAUAGAUAAAUUUAAUCAAUGGUUCGUAUCAGGAUUUGUAACGGCAUCGCACCUUCGUUUCGUUAUGGUGCAUGAUAAUCGGAAUGAUGAUGGCAUUAAAAAUUUCUUCAAUGAAAUGUACGAAACCUACAUAAAACAUCUAAUGAAUCCAUUCUAUACUUUAAAUACUACCAUUAAAUCCAGCACAUUUGAGAAAAAAGCUCAGAUAUACGGACGUAAAUUUCUUGGUUCUUAAGUUUUGGUUUCCGUCUUGAUUUUGUUUUGUAAUAAAAUACAUAAUGAUAAGAAGGUUUCUAGAUAAAUAAAAAAAAAAUUGUUAUAGAAA
Molecule: messenger RNA, 638 nt
Organism: Armigeres subalbatus
Lineage: Eukaryota; Metazoa; Arthropoda; Insecta; Diptera; Culicidae
Gene: Trs20
Product: probable trafficking protein particle complex subunit 2
Exons: 2
Coding region: 126-548 (140 amino acids)
Biological process (GO): endoplasmic reticulum to Golgi vesicle-mediated transport
Cellular component (GO): TRAPP complex; nucleus; cytoplasm
Source: RefSeq, a predicted model, not a curated record